Molecule: messenger RNA, 1363 nt
Organism: Maylandia zebra (zebra mbuna)
Lineage: Eukaryota; Metazoa; Chordata; Actinopteri; Cichliformes; Cichlidae
Product: dehydrogenase/reductase SDR family member 11
Molecular function (GO): oxidoreductase activity
Source: RefSeq, a predicted model, not a curated record
AUAUGAAUACAUUCCCUCUUAAGCCAUGCUCUUUCUUUGCCGUUGCACAGAUUUUGAGUCACGGCUUCUACGUCGUAUCUUUGAUUUUACGGAGCAAAUACGCAGUGGGAGUUACAUUUGUGACAGUUAUCGGGCUGUCAUGGAGCGCUGGCGGGGCAGAGUGGCUCUGGUGUCCGGAGCCUCGGUCGGGAUUGGGGCGGCUAUAGCCGUAGAGUUAGUCCGGCUCGGCAUGAAAGUGGUGGGCUGUGCCAGGGACGUCGGAAAGAUUCAGAAACUGGCAGCAGAGUGUCAGAGCGCCGGCCACCCUGGUGUUUUGGUUCCUUUCAAGUGUGACUUGAGCAAAGAGGAGGAGAUUCUGGCCAUGUUUGCAGCGAUCAAAGAGCAGCACAAAGGUGUGGACGUGUGCAUCAACAACGCUGGCUUAUCUCAUCCAGAACCUCUGCUAAAUGGCAAAACCAGCAGCUGGAAGAACAUGAUGGAUGUGAACAUCCUUGGGUUGAGUAUUUGCACGCGUGAGGCGUAUCAGUCAAUGAAAGAGAGAAACGUGGAUGAUGGGCACAUCAUAAACAUAAACAGUAUGUCCGGUCAUCGUGUACUUCCCAAUGCAACUACACAUUUCUACACCGCCACCAAGUUUGCUGUAACCGCUCUGACUGAGGGCCUGAGGCAAGAACUGCGUGCAGAAAAAACUCAUAUCCGAGCCACGAGCAUUUCUCCUGGUUUAGUGGAGACUGAAUUUGGUCCACGGCUCUUCAAAGACGAUCCUGAUAAGGCUGCUGGUCUAUACUCAGAAUAUAAGCCUCUGGAAGCAAAAGAUGUUGCCAGUUCUGUUGUAUAUGUGCUCAGUGCCCCUCCUCAUGUUCAGAUUGGAGACAUUCAGAUGCGAGGGACAGAGCAGGUGUCUUAGAGCUGCACCACAAGACCCUCUCAAAUUAUACAAUGACAGAUUUCACUUCUUUACAACAUUUUAAAAGAUAAUGACUUGAUACGAUCAUGAAACAAUUUUAUGGUGUUGUUUUUUUUUUCACAAAUGUAUAAAAUAAAAAAACAAUCUUCAGGGGAAAUUUGUUGCAUUUCUUUUUUCUUUCUUUUUUUCCUUUCUUUUUUUAAAUUGCAUUAAGGGAAGUCUGAUUUUUAAUAAAAUCUUUAUCGUUUAAAAACCAUGUCUGAACCUUAAGUAUAAAUGUACUUGAGAAAUUAAGCAUUAGUAGUAUUAAUGAAGUAUAGCAAGAUAUGUAAGAUAAUUGUAAAAAUUUUAGAAAAAGAAAAUGCAAAAAUCAAUAGAAAAUAUAUUUAUGUAAUAUCAAUAAGUGACACAUCACAAAUACAUGUAAAUAAUUAAAUAAAAUGGUGAACCUACUGA